GUACUAUUAACAAGUGACAGCAACAGCAACAGCACCACCACCAACAACAGCAACAACAACAACACUAUCACGAUCACCACCAACAAUAAUGGAUAAUUACGAUUCGAGCGAGACAGAAGCUCAUAUUUCCGGAGACCCAGCCGCCAUCGACUACGACAUCAACAGAGACCUUCUUUUCAUGGGCAGAAAACACGCAGUUGAUGACGACCACGUUAGUGGCUUAUCCGGAAAACAUUCGGCGGAGAUUCCCGAGAACGAUGUCGGAGUGGUUGUUAUGUUCGGCACACCGAUCAUCUCUUUGUAUGUCGAAGGCAAAGAAAGGCUGUGCUUGGCGCAGAUCUCGAACACUCUGCUUCGUCAGUUCAGUUACAAUGAAAUCCACAAUCGACGCGUGGCCUUGGGUAUCACUUGCAUGCAGUGUACCCCGAUUCAACUGGAAAUUCUCAGAAGACUUGGUGCCAUGCCAGUGUCGUCUCGGCGUUGUGGGUUGAUAACCAGACGAGAAGCCGAACGUCUGGUAAAGUCAUUCCUCGAAGACAACUCACCGCCGACACUACCAGACAAUUUUUACUUCAAAGUUUAUCAUAAAUGUGGCUGGGGAUCUCAAGGACACUUCAUUCCGACAAGAUACAACAGCUCCCGAGCAAAGUGCAUCAAGUGCAUCUAUUGCAAUGUAUUUUUCUCCCCAAACAAAUUUAUAUUCCAUUUUCAUCGUCUGCCAAAUACGGUGUACAGACAUGCCGACGCUGCAAACUUCAAUUCUUGGCGCAAACAUCUUCACUUGGCUGAGCCUCUACCCUCAGAAGAUAUUAUUCAUGCUUGGGAAGACGUCAAAGCCAUGUUCAAUGGGGGUAGCCGCAAGAGACUUGGCGGCACUCUGCAAUUGGACCCGAAGACAAAGAGUAAAGACGUAGGUUUUGUUCCUUACUCCCAAAAAGAGAAUUCUGGAGAUGUCGACGUUCCUAUAUCCCUGGCCGAAAGGUUUCACACGGCUCCUUCUUAUCCUGUAAACCCUGUAUACAACACAGCUGCUUCUUCGCUAUUAACAAGGACCCACCCCGCUUUCCCUAAACCACGUGUUCCGACCAGUUAUGGAGACUUCUUCAGGUCUCUAAGUGCCCCUUAUAGCAUGUGGUGGAUGAAAUAUGCACCGCUAUCGGCUGGUUACAAUAUCAAUCAGCUUCCAAGGCCUCCUUUGGAAAUACCUGGAAUGUCUCAACCGUGGUUACCAAAUUUAAAAAACAUCCCAGACCUUAACAUAUCACCGGAUGUCAACAGCAAAACACCUUUGAAAUAUAACCCCUGUGACUAUGGAGACCAGUGGAACUGGUACGGCCUGAUGCCGAACCAUUUCCAAACCCAGCACGCAGCAAACUCUUUCGACAGGCCCGACUUAGAAAGCAAUAUCUGCAGUAUGAAAAAACACUACGAUGAUGAAAUAAACGUGACCAGCAACACAUGCAAACAUCAACCUAGUCACAGUAAUAACAGUAACAAUAGUAAUAACAGCAACAGUAGUAGCAGCAGCAGCAGCAAUGCUCCAAACACAGACGAUAGAAAAAUACUGUCAGUCCACCAUGAUGACUUGAAUAGCGAUAACUGUUCGUAUUUCGAUGAGAAUGAAACAGAAGUAUCGAGUCCGAAAUAUUCCAGAAGAGAUUCUGAUCAUGUGAAUAUUCGGUCAUCGUUUUCUCCUGUAGGUGAACCGGCACAACAUUUAACCAAUCAGAAAGAACCAAAAAAAGGCGCAUUUACCUUAAAGGCAAACAUAUUGGCAACAGAUGAAGAGUCGCUUUCGGAUGGCGAAUUAGAGAAAAUGAUUCCUGAAAAUAUUCAACUUGAACAAAUUUCGAUAGAUAAUUUGAGAAAAAUGUUAACCAAAGCCAAGAAACUUCGAAAAAGGGCAGAAAAGGACAAGAAAAAAAUUCAAGACUCAUUUGACGAACAAAACAUGAAGCAUGGUGAAUUCAGAGAGAAAAUGAUAAAAGAAUCAGAAAACAUUAAAGCUGAAUAUGCAACAAUGAUCCAAGAGGAACGCAGUACAAGUCUUGUUAUGGAAGAAAAAUUGAAAGAAAGCCGGAAUGCCUUGAACGAAAUUUACAGCAAAAUGUCGCUUAAUCAGCGUUGUUCUGAAGUUAAAACUGCCGAACAUAACUCUUCAACAAAUGUAAAUUUGGCCUAGUUGUCACAAGAUAUUAGACACGAAACCACCAAAAUAAAGGAGAAAGAGACUCUAUGACAGCAUUGAACCUGGAAUUAACGAAUGUCAAAAUAACUCUUCGGUUCUUAUGCAAGAUAUGAUGUGUGCAAUAUCGGGAAUGAAUAGAUACGUUGUUGUGUUUUAUAAAUUGUUCCAGAAAUGCAUGUAGCAUAAUGUUACCGCUAUGAUUAAAAAACAAAUAAAAAAAGACAGAAUUCUCUUAAUAUGUUGCAGAAUGAGGACCUGCCUACAAAAUUUUAUGACUGUACCUGUGGGUUGACUUAAGUCAUAAAACCAGCAUCCUAAAUUAUUUGAAUAUAUAUAUAUAUAUAUAUAUAUAUAUAUAUAUAUAUAGAGAGAGAGAGAGAGAGAGAGAGAGAGAGAGAAAUAGAGGGAAAGAAAGAGGAGGAAGAGAGAAGGAGAUAAAGGGAGAGAGAGGGAGAGAAAGAGACUUUUUUGAAAGCAGUAAAAAUUUAAACAAGUUAAAUCUAAAAAUGACUUGUUUUAUAAAGUCUUAGAAAACUGGACGAUUUUUAUGCUUAAUAUAAUUUAACAAUUUCCUUCGAUUCUCUUUCACAAAA
This is a messenger RNA of Octopus sinensis (East Asian common octopus), 2781 nucleotides long. RefSeq lists its product as uncharacterized. The record is from RefSeq and is a predicted model, not a curated record. The transcript has 9 exons. Gene Ontology annotation, biological process: negative regulation of transcription by RNA polymerase II; negative regulation of BMP signaling pathway. Gene Ontology annotation, cellular component: transcription regulator complex; nucleus. Lineage: Eukaryota; Metazoa; Mollusca; Cephalopoda; Octopoda; Octopodidae. Bases 89 to 2182 code for a protein of 697 amino acids. Gene Ontology annotation, molecular function: DNA-binding transcription factor activity, RNA polymerase II-specific; SMAD binding; RNA polymerase II cis-regulatory region sequence-specific DNA binding.